AUAAAAGUAAAUAAAAGUUUAAGACGUAUUCUUUAGGAUUAAAAUAAAGCCUAAUCUCUAUAAUAUUUUAUGAAUCAAUGAAAGCGAAGGUAAAUGUAUCAGUACCUCUGUGUCAAAAAUAAAAUGAAAAUUGAAUAAUAACAAAAAGUUUUGUGAGAAACAAAAUACUCUAUCACUAUGAAUUUGAAUAACAGUAGUCGGGAUAUAUACUAUGACGACAUACCCCCAGAAUCCCUGGACAAAGAUGAGUUUUUUUGCACGGAAAAAAUUGUGCCUCGAAAAAUUAAACCUCAGAAUAUCGUAAUGAGGUUGAUGGAACGGGAAAUAUUUGGUUCUCGAAAAGCUGGCUCACAUUUUCAUGUCGUGCGUGAAUUUUAUCAAAAUGUGUUUCCAAAUUUGACGAUAGUGAAUGUAGAAAAACCCCCAUGUUUCCUAAGAAAGUUUAGUCCCGAUGGAAAACAUUUUAUAGCAUUUUCAGCGGAUCAGACAUCAUUGGAGAUAUAUGAAUAUCAGGGAGCAUCAGCAGCGGGAGACCUUGUUGCCGGCUAUCCAUCUGACUUAAUUAAUGCUGAUGCAGAUGUACACCACACUAUUAGAUCACACAUAUUCUACAGAUUCUUCAAGCCAAAAUUUACAGUUAAUGUUUGCCAGAGAAUGGCAUCAAGGGCUGACCGUGUCGCUGGACAAAUGCCCUUUAUGGAGCAGCAGCUGAACAGGGAAUGUAGCUUGUUCACUGAAGAUGGCAAAUAUGUCAUAGUUGGCUCAGCCAUUCACAUACCAGAUGAUUUGAGGCCACAUUUCUACAAUAUACAUAGUAACAAUGAAGCAGUUACACCAACUAUCAGAUCUGCUCUUGAAGACUACUCACUACAUUUAGUUGAUCUGCAACGUGGCAAACUGUGUGAUACAAAACACUUUAGGACUGACAAAAUAUAUCUUUCGCACAAUCAAGGAAUCUAUCUUUACAAGGAAGUACUAGCUGUACUUUCAGUGCAACAUCAGACUAUACACUUGUUCCAAAUUGUGGAAGGAAUGUUGAUAGAGAUAAGGAAAAUAGGCAGGUUUUGCUAUGACGACGAUCCAUUCAUUGUGAGUUCAGUAUUUGCCCCAAUGAUGAAUGAAAGACCCUUUCAUGAGGAGACUAUAAAUAGUCUCAAACACAGGUUACUCGUGUUUCUUUUCAAAAGAGCAAAAGCUAUAAGCGAGGAGACAAAUGAUCCGUUGGAACUCAGAAAGUUCUACAAAUAUUUUGACAUGUUUAAAAGUUUGAGAAUGUGGAAAAUGCAAUUGCUAGAUGAAGAUCAUUUAUUCAUAAAGUAUGCUUCUGAAGAAGUUGUGACAUUGAGGGUGGCAGAACCUAACAGUCAAUCCUCCUUCUUUGUCAUUUACAACAUCAGUGAGAGUAAAGUUUUGGAGGUUUAUGAGAACACAUCUGAAGGACUUUUACAGCUAUUUGAGAACUAUUGCGACUGCUUUAGGAAUGCGAGACUGUGUGCAGACUCACAAUUUACUUGUUCACCUUCGAAUAAUCUUUACGCCAGAUUGACUCAACAGAGGUUUAAGCAAACUAUUGUUAGAGCUAUAUACGGCGGUCGAACGGAAGCGACGAAACGAAUUCUGGCACAAUUGCCCAUAAGUGCACAGUCGUACAGUGGCUCACCUUAUUUGGACUUAGGACUUUUUAGCUACGACGAUAAAUGGGUGUCUGUUAUGGAGAGGCCAAAAGCGUAUGGAGAGUAUCCUAUAAGGUUCUACGCGCGAGACUCUGGGCUUCUGAAGUUUAGAAUCUAUGCCGGAGUGCUCGGCCAAUCUCUACCGAUCAGCGCUAGAAGACUGGUCGCCUUCACAUUCCAUCCCACAGACCCAUUCGCGAUAAGUGUACAGCGAACUAACUCAGAAUACAUAGUAAACUUUCAUUUAAGAAACGCCGUUUUCAGUUGACGACCUCGAUGUAUAUCUUCAUGUAAUAUUAUUAUAUAAUAAAU
This is a messenger RNA of Aricia agestis (brown argus), 1985 nucleotides long. It is a transcript of the gene abo, whose product is annotated as DET1 homolog. Gene Ontology annotation, biological process: positive regulation of proteasomal ubiquitin-dependent protein catabolic process; protein ubiquitination. Gene Ontology annotation, molecular function: ubiquitin-like ligase-substrate adaptor activity; ubiquitin protein ligase binding. Gene Ontology annotation, cellular component: cullin-RING ubiquitin ligase complex; nucleus. The transcript is spliced from 5 exons. Lineage: Eukaryota; Metazoa; Arthropoda; Insecta; Lepidoptera; Lycaenidae. The record is from RefSeq and is a predicted model, not a curated record. The coding region runs from base 178 to 1941 and encodes 587 amino acids.